AUGGCCGGCAGAAAGCAAAGGAAGAGGAAGCUUUUAGCGGGGGCGUCCAUUCGCACCACGCUGAACCUCGAGACCGUCCUUCCCGUCCUGUAUGUCGACGAUAUGGAGGAGGUGCGAGCCAAGUACAAACCUUUUGGUGUCAUUGAGGACUACCACUCUGACGAUAACGACGCGGAUGGCGAAAGCGCUGAUGCAAAGCUGCAUGCUGCUCUACAGCGAACGAGAAAACGAGGCCGUGUGUCUUCAGCGGUGACCACCAUAGACCCUGUUGUGAGCGGAGAUUUACCAACACCUCGCGUGGGAUGGGCGAAGACGGCGCUGCGCGAGGACACACCAUACAGCUUGCUUCAGCGCCGCGAUCUCUUCGAGCGAUGCUUCUAUGUAAUGGAUCACGAUGACUACGUGUGGUGCCACGAAAACGCCGUCCCAAGUGCCUUCUUUGUGGAGGUCGUCACACAUCUGGAGAGGGCCUACGCCAAGCAACUUAUCACGUUUGCCAGCGACAUACAGGCAACGGCAGGGGCGGUGAAUAGCACUACCAAGAACAAGAAUGACAAUGACCAAGUUCAGGAGGGGCACGUUGCUGAAAUAUGCGGUGUGUGCGCGCGGCCAGAGCUUGCUGGCGAGGAGGAGCACUUCCUUCACUGCCGGAGGUGUGGGUGCCUGGCACAUGUGCGCUGUUGGUUUCUGGAUCGACUCCCGCCACACGCAGACGACUGGCGCUGCCCCAGCUGCGCCGUUGCGCGGCGUGAGAGGGGCGUGGGGCACUGUCACUUGUGUGGGCGCCGCGGAGGCGUGAUGCUGCCGUACAUCUCGAGCUCUGACUGGAAACAGCAAAAGGUUGAGGUAUCAUCCCUCUUUUGUCACAUUGUUUGCUGUCUCGCCUUUGAGGAGUUGGCACUUGACGUGAAACACCGCGUUGUUCAUCCGGCGAGGCGCGCCAAAAAGGCUGGACAGCUGGGUCACUGUGCGUUCUGCCACGGCCACUGCUCAGGGGCGCGCGGGCGGUGCCACCACCCACGCUGCUUUGAGGUGAUGCACCCUGUAUGCGCACAGCAGGCAGGUACGAUUGAGUGCUACCGCUCUCCACAGGAUACAGUUGGCAGCGGGCCGUGGGAGGGGUGCCGCUUGUACUGCCGCGCGCACUUUCGAGGGGUAGUGGGAAGCGAGUCGGAAUCUGCACGAGUUGGUGAGUCUGCAGAGGCGCAGGCCCUUUGCGAUGUGACACUCGCGCUGCUGGAUAGUAGCACGGAGCCGUCGCGGAAGGUUCGCCGGUCCGCCACCAGACGUGCGGUUACGCAAUUGGACGCUGUGAAAGAGUAUUGGAAAAUGAAGCGCGCACAAAGACAUCGAGAAGGCACUCAGGCUGUUGAGGAUAUUCAAAAAGGCCGAUGCGAUUUUCUUGCUGUGCUGUUUCGUCCAGAAGUCAUGAAAAUCACACCAACAGAGGUGUGCCUUUCACGCUUCGUCUGUCUCAUUCCGGAACUGCAGCACCAUGUCAACGCUAUGGUUGAGGGCCUGCUGCCUAUUCCAGAUGAUGAGUACGACGACGUACAAGAGUAUAGAAAGAUCCAGAGCCGCACCCGUCACGGGGGCGACACAGUGAAGCUAUAUGAAAAGAUGCAGGUUGUGGAGUCUAGCAUCAAGGUGUUCUGUGAGCUGGCUGAUCUGUUACACCAACGUGCCGUUGUGCGGCGCGAGUGGGUAGAGACCGAGUUGCAGUUUCUCGACGCAAAGUGCCAAUGGGGCAGUUUUGCAAGGUAA
This is a messenger RNA of Trypanosoma grayi, 1764 nucleotides long. RefSeq lists its product as hypothetical. Bases 1 to 1764 code for a protein of 587 amino acids. Gene Ontology annotation, biological process: regulation of transcription by RNA polymerase II. Lineage: Eukaryota; Euglenozoa; Kinetoplastea; Trypanosomatida; Trypanosomatidae. The transcript has a single exon. The record is from RefSeq and is a predicted model, not a curated record.